AAACGAAGGGCACGAGCAAAAACAGGACACGGAAGAGGACUGGAGCGGCGCAGAAUCGAAUAAACGUAGGAUCUUGAAAGUUGUGGUUAUUUCCAACCCUAUCGAGUUCGUUUAUAACGGACGGUUCAUGAAUGCUCGAAUCUAUUAAAGAGGUUAAUUCACAGAAAGAAGACCGUGGAGGGUGGGCAGAUUUAAACUGCUAUGAGGAUUCUCAAAUUCUUCAAGGGGUACAGUUGCAGAACUCUAUGAACGCUGCCUGCUGUGUGACGUUGGCUUUGUUUGAAGAAGUUGCAUGAAACUGGUAAUUCCCACUCUGGGCCAGACAUGUCUGUGAUAGUGGGAGAGUGGCGGUUCAUAGCCCAGAGGGUCACCAGAAGCAUCACCUACUACUACACUAGCCGGACACCAGGGGGUGAUAACCCAUUCCUCUCUCUUCCCACCAUCUCCCCCAACUCCUCCCAUCUAGACGCUCCUUUUCCCUCACCCUCCCUCUCCCCCACCUCCUCCCAUCCAGACACUCCCUCACCCUCCCUCUCCCCCACCUCCUCCCAUCCAGACACUCCCUCACCCUCACCCUCACCCUCCCUCUCCACCCCCUUGCUCCCAGACAUGCCCUCUCACCACAACGUUUCCUCAGUUCUCACCCCUUCAUUUUCGGAUGUACCAACCCUCUCUACAUCCUCGCCCACCUCCUCCCCCCGUCCCCUCCUCCUGCUUUUCCCGUGGCUGGGCGCCCGACCGGGGGCCAUGGCAAAGUACCGGGACCUCUACCUGGAGCGCGGCCUGGACAUCCUAUCUGUGGAGAGCACUGUGUGGCACUUCCUGUGGCCUCGCUGGGGGCUGGAGUAUGGGGCUGAGGUCCUGGAGGUCCUGGGAGACCCGCGUUUCAAAGGUCGCCCCCUUCUGGUCCACGCCUUCUCCAUCGGUGGGUACACCUUCACCCAGCUGCUCAGCCAGAUGGUCAGGGAGCCACACAAGUACCCAGGCCUGGCCCAACGGGUCGUAGGACAUGUCUAUGACAGCAUGGUGGUCGGGUCGCUGGAGCAUAUGGCUAAAGGCCUGGGUCUGACCCUGUUCCCUCGUAUCGAGCCCCUGGUGCGAUACACUGCUCUGCUCUACUUCUGGCUCUUCAAGUCCCAGACGGUGUACUACUACGACAAGUCAAUCCAGGUCUUCUACAACAGCCCCGUCACCGCCCCGGCGCUCUUCUUCUUCUGCGAGAACGAUGCGCUGUGCGACCCCGUCGCCAUGGAGGCGAUCCUCGACUUCUGGAGGAAGCAGGGUAUUGUUGUGGAAACCAGGAAGUGGAAGGAGUCUGUGCACGCUGCUCAUCUACGCUGUCACCCAGAGGAGUAUCUCUCCACACUGGGGAAUUUUUUUCACUCGCUCAACAUCGCCCCCCUCAGGGCUAAGCUGUAAAUGGCUCAUGUGCUAAUCACAGUGGAGGGGCUUCAUCAUUCAAUAAAGCCUACAUACUCAUGUGCCAAAGCAAAUGUUAUAACAGAUGUUAUAACAAAAUUAUAACACAGUGUAGUCAUGUAGCAUGUAAACUUUUAUCCAUAGAAACUUGUUUGACACAUACUCAGCAUAUGGGUCACGAGGGAAUCAAACCCUCAACACACUAGUUUUACUUCCCUGUUGCUAUAAUAACAACAUAUCCGAACCUAACUCCUAGCAUGUGUUUUGACUGUGCUACGUAUUAUCUAUUUGUACAGAUAUAGGAUCUUAAUUUGACCUGCAUUGUCGUAGCAAAAUAAUGAAUGUUUAGUCCAUAAUGUUUCUUGAUCAGUGUUCAGGCUAUUAAAAGUUGGCAACAUUAAAAGUGCAGUACUGUUAAUAUAA
Oncorhynchus masou masou (cherry salmon) is the source of this 1842-nucleotide messenger RNA. Its product is annotated as transmembrane protein 53-like. The record is from RefSeq and is a predicted model, not a curated record. NCBI's taxonomy places the organism in Eukaryota, Metazoa, Chordata, Actinopteri, Salmoniformes, Salmonidae. The transcript is spliced from 3 exons. The coding region runs from base 325 to 1419 and encodes 364 amino acids. Gene Ontology annotation, molecular function: serine hydrolase activity.